This is a messenger RNA of Tarenaya hassleriana, 2364 nucleotides long. RefSeq names its product probable inactive ATP-dependent zinc metalloprotease FTSHI 3, chloroplastic. Gene Ontology annotation, cellular component: chloroplast thylakoid; membrane. The transcript has 4 exons. Lineage: Eukaryota; Viridiplantae; Streptophyta; Magnoliopsida; Brassicales; Cleomaceae. The record is from RefSeq and is a predicted model, not a curated record. The coding region runs from base 296 to 2203 and encodes 635 amino acids. Gene Ontology annotation, biological process: proteolysis. Gene Ontology annotation, molecular function: ATP binding; zinc ion binding; ATP-dependent peptidase activity.
UACAGACGAUCAGGAUGAAAAAAAAGGGCGAGCGAAAAAUCCAAACUUGAGCAAACCCUUAUCCAUGACCAGACCAUCGAAACAGCGGGGAGAUCAACUGACAAGCGAAUCGUUUGCUUCAUCGGUUUUUGGCUCAGAAUAUCAAAAAUUGACAUUUGUUCUUCCUCUCCACUCCAAUCUGGCCUCGAGGUUAUCAUUCGUUCGUGUUGAUCUUGCGCCUGGCGGGUCUUCUCGGAUCGUCGUUUUCUCUUUGCUUAGAUGAGGUACUUAUGAAUCGGUUUUCAGACGAAUCCACAUGGCUUCUUGCUCUGUCCUCUGCAACAAUAGCCGGUUUCUGUUCAAGACAGGAAGUUCUCCUGACAAAUCUGGUAGGACGGUGUGUUUGAGGAGUUCUCACAAUGUUUGUCUCGCUAGAACAAAGCAUCUCCUCUGUAGUAGUUGCAAGAAACUUGGUGGGUCUCUGGAGAUUGGUGGAACCAGAUUAGGUUUUAGAUUUUAUGGUGAUUCUCGAAAUGGGUUUUCGUGUAAUAGCGAGAUUAGGCCGCUGGUGAAUGGGGAUUAUGGAGAUAACGAUUCCCGUACCGGUGAAAAUGGCAGAAACAAGGGAAUGAGGAGGAGAUUAUCACUGAGGCUACGGCCAAGAUUACGGUUACUGAGCAUGAAGCUUAAGAAGUUCGAUUUCAGGGCAUCAAUGGAUGAUUUUAGGGUUUUCUUGAGAAAGAAUAUCAGAAGAGUGAUACUGUCUACAUGUGUAGCCUUUGUUUUCGGAUUAUGUUAUACGUUCUUGAGAUUAACAGCCGUGCCAUCUCCGGCCAUUGUUCCCUACUCAGAUUUCAUCACAAAUCUCCAAGGCGGUUCAGUUUCAAAGGUUUUGCUCGAAGAGGGCUCUCGUAGAAUAUACUACAACACGGAGGAGAACGUCGAAGACGCUGAAAAGUUGCAAACUUUGGAGAAACCCGUGAUCGAAACGGAUGCUGCGGUGGAAAACGUGGCUGAAGCUAAUGCAAAAGAUGAUAGAUUACAAAGUAGAAUGCCUCUGAAGGCUGGUGGCUUCACAAUGUUUUCAAAGGCUCGGGCUUCGACCCCUGUGUGGCAGUACUCGACCAGAAAAGUAGAUCAUGACGAGAAAUUUCUGCUCAGUUUGAUGAGGGAGAAGGGAACUACUUACAGUUCGGCUCCGCAAUCUGCAUUGAUGUCUAUGAGAAACACUCUGAUAACGAUAAUUUCUCUGUGGAUUCCUCUGACACCUCUUAUGUGGCUUCUUUACCGUCAGCUCUCAGCGGCUAAUAGCCCCGCAAGAAAGAGGCGGUCUAACAAUCCUACCGUGGGAUUCGAUGAUGUCGAGGGCGUUGAUUCUGCAAAGGAAGAGCUCAUGGAGAUAGUUUCGUGUCUCCAGGGAAGUAUAAACUACAGAAAAUUAGGAGCAAGAUUACCCAGAGGAGUACUUUUGGUUGGUCCACCCGGGACUGGGAAAACCCUACUGGCUCGGGCAGUGGCUGGAGAGGCCGGAGUUCCUUUCUUUUCUGUAUCCGCGAGCGAAUUCGUGGAAAUGUUUGUCGGAAGAGGAGCAGCACGAAUCAGGGAACUUUUCAGCGUGGCCAGGAAGAAUGCACCCUCCAUCAUAUUCAUCGACGAGCUCGACGCAGUUGGAGGAAAACGUGGUAGGAGUUUCAACGAUGAACGCGACCAGACACUGAACCAGCUGCUUACAGAGAUGGAUGGAUUCGAGACAGACACGAAGGUCGUAGUCAUUGUGGCAACAAAUAGACCGGAAGCACUUGACCCGGCUCUUUGUCGUCCGGGACGCUUCUCCAGAAAGGUAGUGGUCGGAGAACCAGACCAAGAAGGUCGUCGGAAAAUCUUGGCUGUCCAUUUGAGAGAUGUCCCUCUCGAGGAAGAGACGGAUCUUCUAUGCGAUCUGGUCGCUUCUCUAACCCCUGGCUUCGUGGGUGCUGAUCUCGCCAAUAUCGUCAAUGAAUCCGCAUUGCUCGCCGCUCGUAGAGGUGGGGAAACAGUGACAAGGGAAGAUAUAAUGGAAGCCAUAGAGAGGGCUAAGUUUGGGAUCAACGAUAAGCAAGUGAGGUCGAAGACAAUAGGGAAGGAGCUCAGUAAGCUGUUUCCAUGGAUGCCUUCUUUGGUUGGGAGGAAUGAACCGGGACAAGCCGGUUUACAAGGGCCAUUGGGUUAUCAAACUCUCAGUUAAACCGAACCAAACCAAACCAAACCAAACCAACCUGUUUGAUUUUUUUUUCUCUUCCUGCCUAUGCAGAGUGCAAAUUACAUUAUACAAAUUGUUCUGUAUCCGACAGAUUCUUGGAAAUCUGAGUCAAGUUCCGCAUUCUUUCAAGGAACAGAUUCAAGAAA